UCUUGCGCAAAAACAUGCGCAUUUGACCAGUGAAUCACAGCUUUCCCAUCUUUUCUAUCUAUCGAGUUUUCACAGAUCUCGAUAUUUGGGCACCAUCGGAUUUCUCCGAUCUGCACAUCCAGCUUUGAAAUCUUCGAUGCGGCUCUUGGGCUGGGCCACUAGUCGAACGACCCACCGAAACGCGAGGUGGUUAGUCGUCAUACCGUAGUAAUAACUCCACCAACCCACUAUUAUUUCCGUGAUGGCUUCUAUAUUGAAGUGAAGAAAAAAUGUUUGAGCCAUCUCAAAGGUAUAUUAUUUAAAAAACCCCUGUGCCAUGGGUCGUAUGAUCUCUUCACUCAUCUUGCUCUCCAGGAAAUUCCCUGCACUGGUUUCCCUUCUACGUCCCUCUAUCCAGGAUCCUUAGCCGUCGCCGAAUCACGACAGAGAUACGCAAGCAAUACAAAUCUUGCCUUGACAUCUUCUUUCGACAUCAUUCGACAUGGGUGAAGACCAUGAAAGCCGUGACCGUGACAGCUCGGACCGUGAUAGCCAGGAUCACAGCAAACAUCCGAAGCAUCCCAAGAGCAAUGUUCCUCGAAAUAUAACCGUGCUAGAAGGGCAUUUGAUCGCUGCAGCGAGUGAAUUCGUUGGCACAUUCAUGUUUCUCUACAUUGGGUUCAUGGGCCAGGUCAUGCUCACAGACCAGAGCUCUGAAUUUGCGCCAGUCGGCGGCAAAAGCGAUCAGACCAAUAUCUUUGCAUCACUGGUGUAUGGAUUCAGUCUGCUAGUAAAUGUGUGGGCGUUCUUCCGAAUCAGUGGAGGCUUGUUCAAUCCUGCUGUCACUUUUGCUAUGGUUCUGGCCGGACAGAUGUCAGCCAUCCGCAGUGUCUUUCUGAUGCCGACCCAAUUGAUCGCCGCUAUGUGUGCAGCUGGUCUGGUGUCAUGCAUGAUUCCCGGCGACAUCUCGAGCGUAAACACGGUUCUCGGGCCGAAGACCAGCAUUGUUCAGGGCGUCUUUAUCGAGAUGUUCAUGACGGCUGAACUGGUAUUCGUCGCCCUUAUGCUGGCGGCCGAGAAGAGCAAAGAUACCUUUAUCGCACCCAUUGGUAUUGGACUCGCGCUGUUUGUGCUAUUGAUGGCCUCGGUCAACUUCACCAGUGGCUCUCUCAACCCGGCACGCAGCUUCGGUCCCGCCGUGGCUAGUACUUCUUUCACUGGCUAUCACUGGAUAUACUGGGUUGGCCCAUACUUGGGAGGCCUCCUCGCCGCUGGCUUCUACCGCGCCGUCAAAUACUUCAACUACGAACAGGUCAAUCCCGGUCAAGAUGCUACGGAUGCCAUGCACUUGCACACACAGUCUCGACAAGGCGAUAAAGAGGGCGGUGCACAGCAAUAUGUUUAAGAUAAUCAAACCCAUCUAAGGGUUAUCUAAGAAGUAGCUAUUUGCAUUUUGGGAAAGGCUCUGGUUGGUUUUGUAUUCUUUCUGCAUAGCGGUUAAAUAUUCGUUCUCUGUAUACUGUUUCAAAACGAACGCAUUACUAUUGAGGAUAUCCUUUUUAUACUGCUGGCAAGUCCUUCUUAAUCAAAUAUAUGUGUAACUUCCAUCAAUCUUUUCCCUUCCUAAAUUAUAGCCAAUCCUUUCCUCUCAACGGGUAUCGCAACACGCCAUUCAACUUCGGCCGUCACACGCAAAAUCAAGGACGCAAACCGACAUAUAUGAAACACAAUAACUAUUCUUUCCCUGAAUAUCUUAGUGUUAAAUCCCUGAAUCGCGACCGCCACCUAAAGCAAUUAUCCAACUAUGGUUCUGGUCGGCGACGGGCGCGCGAACACCACGCUUCGCCUCGUCAUCGCAUGGCAACCUUCCGUUCAAGGCAAACUGCUCCGAAACCCAUCGAUCACAGUGUCCUUUGCAUGGUCAACUACAAUAUUGUCAACCAUGUUCUCGCAAUACAUCGGUUUUCAAGGCAUCGCAAUUAGCGAUUUUGUUCCGCGUUGCUUGCGCCGUUUGGUUGUGCGCGCAUGUGUACUUUCGCUUCAUCAGGAACGCAAUUCAGGUCGCAUGGAUUAUCUAAAAGGGGAAACGGAGACUUCAAUACACAGUCAGACUUCUUCUCGUCAAUAUUAAUCGACCGCAAGAUCGGACUUCGCCAACAGCCCUCCAAGUCUGUAUUUCGCGGCUCUU
Periconia digitata is the source of this 2167-nucleotide messenger RNA. Lineage: Eukaryota; Fungi; Ascomycota; Dothideomycetes; Pleosporales; Periconiaceae. The record is from the annotation of a GenBank genome assembly.